Messenger RNA from Caenorhabditis bovis, 609 nucleotides. The record is from the annotation of a GenBank genome assembly. NCBI's taxonomy places the organism in Eukaryota, Metazoa, Nematoda, Chromadorea, Rhabditida, Rhabditidae.
AUGCGACGACAACUAUUGGUUUUAUUGCUGGGUUUCGCGAUUAUUGACGCAGCGCUAAUCCCGCCGAUCGAUGCGACCACCAAAAAACCGUUGAAGACGACACCGACAUCCGAUGAGCUCACCACCGCGACGCCUCCGUCGAUCGCUGGCGUCGUCGACGUGAAAACGACAACGCCGGCCGAAAAAUCGGCGGCUGUCAAGUCGAUAUCGAGCCCAGUUUCGACACUUGCACGAAUCGCGAUGUUUAAGCUAUUAUUGAUUGGCGCGCUUGCGACGACGCUGAUCGACGCCAACCGCGGAAUGUCGAAGCCCGGCGAGCCGUUGGCGACCGGAUUGAUACCGAUGCUCACCGACGCCACCAACGUGCCGCUCGACGAGAAAUCGAUUGAGGUGCCGUUGUACGACGAGGCCGACUUCAAGAAUGUCGUUGCGUCGGCGCACGAGAUCGCCGACAAUCGCAAUCAUCCGGAGCGGAUAGCGGGACUCGGCGAGCACGUCGACACGCCGGCCGAUCAGAUCGCCGAGAUUCUCGGCACCGUCGCGGCGACCACCGCGAACGCGAUGCUGUCCGCAGCAAACGACACCGAUAUCGAGGCGGCGAUUGUAUAA